Lathyrus oleraceus (garden pea) is the source of this 549-nucleotide messenger RNA. RefSeq names its product proline-rich receptor-like protein kinase PERK8. The transcript is spliced from 2 exons. The record is from RefSeq and is a predicted model, not a curated record. Lineage: Eukaryota; Viridiplantae; Streptophyta; Magnoliopsida; Fabales; Fabaceae. The coding region runs from base 1 to 549 and encodes 182 amino acids.
AUGCAUCCUCUACUGCCUCCACAAAGGACUCAAGUUGAAUCUGCUAGCUCUCUUGUUCAAAAAUUCAAUCUAACCACCACAACACUACUAAUAUCUGAGGCCCAACUAUUCAAUGAACCCAUAUCACCACCCUCCUCCACUCCCUCAUCUCCACCCUACUACAACAUUUCAUCUGACUCUGACCAAUCUGAACCAUCUGACCCUCAAUCCCCUACUCUUACGCAACUCCAAGCUCACGCCAUCUCCGCUCAAAAUCCAUCUGAGCUAGAAACAACCAUCCCUUCCCCAUAUAAACACCCAACAACACCACCCUUUGAACCUCACACAGAAACACCCUUUGAAAACCCUAUUACCCAACCAUCUGACCCUCCCACUGAAACCAUCCCCGUACCACCAGCACCUAUAUCUCCCACCUCUGAACCUGAACCUUCCUUUCCCACUUUGGAAGAGGCAAUAGCCCUAUUUUCUAAGUCGUCAAUGGAAAAGAUCAUAUCACUGUCUGAAAACUCUAGAAUCAGUGAUGAUCCCUCUGUAAUGAGGAUUCACUAG